AUGCCCGCUCGGACACGGUCUCCUGUGGCCAGCACGGCUGUGGCAGAGUGUCGCGAAAAACGUUCCUCUUCCGAGAACCAGCCUGGCACGCCACCUCCCAGCAAGAAACCCAGAACGACGGCCGGCUACCGGUGGGAGGGCACUCCAUUGCCGCCCCCGAGGACCCGUAUCUGUCGUCUGCGCCCCCGCCGGUCUCUGGCUGCCGUCUUCAGCGCAGUGUCCAAGGACGGUCCGCACGUGCCGCUGCUCCGACCCCGGCCCAUCCGCACCCCACUGGACCUGCUGGAGAGCCUGGCGAAGGAGGAGACGCACCGGGAGUUCACCACCAGUGGACUCUUUGCCAUCCUGUGUCCGAAGGAGGGGUGCGGCACGGUCUGCCGGGAGCCGAGCCGCCACUGUCCGCGGCCCUACCGCGAGUCCCGGCCGGAACUGUGUCUGCCGGCCGAGGUCCUCCUGCCGCCCGGCGCCGGCGCCGGUCUGGGGGCCGGCCUGGACGGCCUGCGCUGCCCCUCGUGCGGCUGGUGCGUGGCGCUCCGCGUCGGCCCGCUCUGGACGCCGCUGGAGCUGCUGCUCAGCCUGGUCCAGUGGCCGGCCGCCGGCUGGCACCCGGUCCAGUCGGUGGCCGAUCGCGCCAUCCUCUACGUGCUCAUCAGGUAUGUCUACGGUGAGCGCGAGCGGUCAUCCGCCAUGCGAGAGCCCCUCUUCGCCCCGCCUCCCGUCGGCGACUCGGCGUUCUUGCUGUUCGCCGAGGGCGGCGAGGCGGUCGGCUUCGCUACGCUGAAGCGGCGCGGACAGCUACUGAGGCCCGACUCCGGACCGGAGACGUUCGACAUGGACGUGCUGGACUGUGUGUUUGUGCGCCGGUACGCGCGGCGGCUCGGCCAGGCGUCCUCGCUGCUGCUGGAGCUGUGCCGCGCCGGUCAGCUGGGCGUCAGUCACCCCACGCCAGCCAUGGACCACCUGCUGCGCAAGUUUGUGCGCCGUCACGCGUGGUGCCGCCGCGUGCUGCACCAGGUGACGUGGACGGCCGGCGAGGGUCACCGGAGCAGCGUGUGGAGCGCCGUCACCCGAGAGGAGCUGGAGGACGCCGAGGAGCUGUACCGGGAGCGGCUGCGGCAGACCCGGGGGACGGGCCGGGUCCCCCGAGAGGACGCCCCUGUACCAGCGACUGUGCCCGUCGUCGUAGGUGACCUGGGUGAUCCCGUGUGGCAGCUCCUGCAUGCAGCCUAAGCAUGCCAGCUUUGGCAGCGUAUGCUCUGUAUGAUAGGGUUGAUAAGAUGCAUGAGUUUUGGUAUGGAACCUUGUGAUUACGAGCUUUUUAUGUUAUUAUUAGGGUCAAUCAUAUGAGCUCGUUUUUAGGAAAAUAUUGAGCUUGUAGUGUGUUACUCAGCGUGCUAGGCCGGUGUGUUACUCAGCAGUAUUUUUUAUCAUUCUCUUUGCGAGUGUCUUUGUCACUCUUUUUGUCACUACAAUGUAAGUUGCUGUCAAACAGUAAGUCUGUUAGUCUGUUAGUUAGGGGCUUUUAGCCGGUUUGUUAGUUAGCAGUAAGGCGUCCGGCGAAGCUUCAGUUGUGCAAUAAAUUGCCUUGCAAUAUAUCCAACAAUGGCAACCACGCCGCUGUGUCCCAUCGUCUGCCAUCGCCCUCUGCUGUCUCUUGUAUCCUCUAAAAAUGAUUUAAUAAAGGGAAAGGUCAUACUUCUCAGGAAAAAGACGAAAGUAACA
This is a messenger RNA of Amphibalanus amphitrite, 1722 nucleotides long. RefSeq lists its product as uncharacterized. The coding region runs from base 1 to 1230 and encodes 409 amino acids. The record is from RefSeq and is a predicted model, not a curated record. The transcript is spliced from 4 exons. Lineage: Eukaryota; Metazoa; Arthropoda; Thecostraca; Balanomorpha; Balanidae.